AGUAAAUGUUGUUAUAUUGUUGUGACUUUGACUUUGAAUAUAUACAGUGUAUGUGUUGUUUGAAUGAAUGAGUCAAUGAACGCAACAAUGUUUGCAUCAAAACAUUAGCUGAAAAAAAACCUAAUGUUUUGUUUGUAUAUUAAAUGCCACUAAUUGUUGGCAUUGUUUGAGUGCAACAAAUGUCUGUUAUUUGAAAAGUGCCGACACGUGUGUCUGUCUGUCACACAAACAAAACACGUAAUGUCUGUCACGUGCGCCGAUACCGUCAUCAACAACAACAACCACAACAACAGUCAGUUUACACUUCGCGAAGACGAUGUUAUUCGUCUGGUUCUUGAAUUUCUUGGCAAUCGUGACCUCAGUAUAUCGCAGUUGAGUGUCGAACGCGAAACAGGUCUCAGCAAUCAUGUCUUCAGCGAUGAUCUACUAUUUUUGCGUCAACUGAUCCUCGAUGGCCAAUGGGAUGAUGUCCUGCACUUUGUUCAGCCGCUAGAAUCGGUCGAUACGUUCGACAAGAAGCAGUUCAAGUAUCUGAUCCACAAACACAAGUAUAUUGAAUUGUUGUGCAUUCGCUCGGAGGCGGGACCCAUACAUAACGUUGAGGUCGCUGUCAACGAUGUGGUCAACUGUCUGAGCAAUUUGGAAGAGUUGUGUCCAAACAGAGAUGAUUACAAUGAGAUGUGUCUGUUGUUGACGAUACCGAACAUUUGCGAACUAAAAGAAUAUAAGAGAUGGAAUCCAAGCAAUUGGCGGAUCAGUUGUUUCAAAGCAGUUUUACAGCUCAUUGAAAAGUAUUUGCCGAUCGACAAGAAGUCGGCCAACGCAUCGCAGAAGACGGCAAAAGGCGAUCGUCUCAUGCAAUUGGUUAUCAAAGGCAUUCUUUACGAAUCGUGUGUCGAGUAUUGCCGUCAAAAAGCUGAUGACGUUUCCGGUGGCAAAAUAGUGUCACAAAUGAAAUACUCGGAUAUAUUAGACGGUACGGGAUUUAGCAAUUCCGAUGCCAGUCUGUUAUCGUGGCUUCAGUCCAUACCUAUCGAUACAUUUAACCAUCCAUUUGAACAAAAAAAGUUGAAUGUCGAAGUGGAACAACUUGACAAACCAUCGCUGAUGGCUUCGUGGUCUGAGGUGAUUCUGGUCACACCAAUCAAACCCAAAGUAUUUCCCCAUUCGGCCACACCGUUUACCCGGAAAAAGGCAUCCGAUUUAAUGUCGAAAUCAUUGACACCCGGUUUGGUGGACGCUCUCACCAAAAGUGUGAUGAACUUCUCAAUCAGUGAUAUGACAGCUAUGAGUAGGUCAUCCUAUGCCUCCACGGGAUUCCACUUGAAUUCAAACAAUAAUAAUACUCAAAAUAAUAGCAAUUGUAUUACCAAUAAUAAUAAUAAUACUUCUGCCGCUAAUAAUAGUAAUAAUAAUAAUAAUACAGGGAGAAGUGUUUAA
Molecule: messenger RNA, 1440 nt
Organism: Oppia nitens
Lineage: Eukaryota; Metazoa; Arthropoda; Arachnida; Sarcoptiformes; Oppiidae
Product: WD repeat-containing protein 47-like
Exons: 2
Coding region: 241-1440 (399 amino acids)
Molecular function (GO): protein binding
Source: RefSeq, a predicted model, not a curated record